AUGAGUCUCCCAGUGGCUUACACGAACGAGAUACAGGAUUUGAACAGCCAAGUGCUUCGAUCCAAACCAACAGACAUCCUGCAGUUCUGCUGUGAUCAUUUUGCCAGUCGACUGGCCUCGGAACGAAAGAAGAAGCUCCGCGAAGAUACCCCCAACAAACGCCCAAAAACAGACAAAGUUCGGCCUCCCGCCAUGUCGAGCAGCUUUACCAGCCCCUUCGGGGCCCACACAAACCCCUUCGGUUCCAACGAGGCCAGCAUGAUGCAGAGGGUCAUGGAGGAGGAGGAGGAGAAUGACACGGUCACCUCACCAACGACCGGUAGCUUCAACUUCAACUCCGGCUCUGUGUUCAGCGGCCCCUUUGGUGGCGAUGGCAGCUCUGAUUCCCAAUCCGCGCUGCGAAGCCCACCCAACCCCGAGAACUUCCCGGCCCAAUACAAUUUUGGCCGACGAACCUCGGUUUCUGCCGAAUCCCUCAAGCCUGUCGCGGACAACAACGACAACUGGCAGCCACCCGUGUAUCACAAGUCCGAAGAACAGCAGACUAGGCUCACGAAUUCGAUUGCCAACAACUUUCUGUUCAGCAAAAUGGACGAUGAACAAAAGGCCCAGGUUCUUGCAGCGAUGCAAGAGAAGCCCAUCCCGGCAAAGGAUAUCAAAGUUAUCACGCAGGGUGACGCUGGUGACUACUUCUAUGUCGUCGAGAAGGGGAACUUUAACGUUUUUGUCAACUCGUCUGGAACUCAGCAACCCGGCCCCGACGGUCUUGGGCAGCAGGUCGGCAGCAUCGGGGAAGGGGGCUCCUUUGGCGAGCUUGCCCUCAUGUACAAUGCGCCCCGUGCUGCUACUAUAAUCUCAGCCGAGCCACAAAGCACGCUCUGGGCCCUAGACCGACUGACCUUCCGCCGGAUCCUCAUGGAGUCAACAUUCCAGCGACGGCGCAUGUAUGAGAGCUUCCUAGAGGAGGUGCCUCUGCUCAAGACGCUCACAUCAUACGAACGAUCCAAGAUUGCCGAUGCCCUAGAAACACAGAAGUACCCACCGGGUACCCCCAUCAUCAAGGAGGGCGACCCAGGCUACGAUUUCUACCUCCUCGAGAGCGGUGAAUGCGAUGCAUACAAGGAAGGUGUCCACAAGGAACGGAUCAACCUCAGGCACUACGAAAAGGGCGACUUCUUUGGUGAGCUGGCGUUGCUCAACGACGCGCCUCGGGCGGCCACCGUGAUCAGCGUGACGGAAGUCAAGGUUGCCAAGCUUGGCAAGAAUGCCUUCAACCGCCUGCUAGGGCCGGUUGAGAGUAUCAUGAGAAGAACAAAGUACGAAGAUGUCAAGUCCGGUGUUGAGGAUAUCUGGAAGCAUGUCCCGACCCAACUCCCGAAGAAACACGACGGAAUGCGGCCUUUCGCGCGGAACCCCGAGGAUGAGGGCCUGGACGACGGACGGACAGCUGGUGGAGGCUUGAACGACGGUACGUUCGGCUACAACGGCGUUUUUGCGGGUGACGGCAUCAUCGACUGGCAGACAAGAACACUUUACCUCUUCCUUCGCUAG
Messenger RNA from Diaporthe amygdali, 1551 nucleotides. Its product is annotated as camp-dependent protein kinase regulatory subunit. Gene Ontology annotation, molecular function: cAMP-dependent protein kinase regulator activity. Bases 1 to 1551 code for a protein of 516 amino acids. Gene Ontology annotation, cellular component: cAMP-dependent protein kinase complex; nucleus. The record is from RefSeq and is a predicted model, not a curated record. Gene Ontology annotation, biological process: regulation of protein phosphorylation. Lineage: Eukaryota; Fungi; Ascomycota; Sordariomycetes; Diaporthales; Diaporthaceae. The transcript has 4 exons.